AUGUCUGCUCCACCGCCUCCGCCAUUUCCGCCUCCACCUCCACCACCACCGCCGCCGCCGCCGCCUCCGUUACCUCCGUUACCUCCUCCUGAAAACAAAAACACAUCUAACUUUAGAACUAAGAGACCUACACUGGACAGAAUGUUCGCUUCGACGUCACAAAGAAAUGAUGAUGGUUUGCGGACGUCUUACAAUAUCUCGUUACUUAUAGCAAAAUCCGGAAAACCGCAUACUAUCGGAGAGAAGUUAAUUUUGCCAGCCGUUGAAGAUGUUUUAAAAACUGUUUUACAUAAACCUGCAUCUGAUAUCAUUAAAAGAAUUCCCUUAAGCAACAAUACUGUUGAAAGACGUAUUGAUGAAAUGAGUUCUGAUAUUGAAAGCUUCUUAUGUAAUUAUUUGCAAACGACCCAUUUCUCUAUACAACUGGACGAGUCAACUUUACCUGAUAAUGCAGCAUUAUUAUUGGCAUAUGUUCGUUUUAUUAUGAAUCAAGAAAUCUGCGAAGAACUGCUCUUCGCAAGAACUUUGAUAACCGACACUAAAGGUGAAUCAAUAUUUCAUGUUUUGAAGGAUUACUUCAUUGAAAAAGCAAUUCCUUUAUCAAAUAUAAUAUCAGUAGCUACAGAUGGAGCACCUCCCAUGAAGAGACCUACACUGGACAGAAUGUUCGCUUCGACGUCACAAAGAAAUGAUGAUGGUUUGCGGACGUCUUACAAUAUCUCGUUACUUAUAGCAAAAUCCGGAAAACUGCAUACUAUCGGAGAGAAGUUAAUUUUGCCAGCCGUUGAAGAUGUUUUAAAAACUGUUUUACACAAACCUGCAUCUGAUAUCAUUAAAAGAAUUCCCUUAAGCAACAAUACUGUUGAAAGACGUAUUGAUGAAAUGAGUUCUGAUAUUGAAAGCUUCUUAUGUAAUUAUUUGCAGACGACCCAUUUCUCUAUACAACUGGACGAGUCAACUUUACCUGAUAAUGCAGCAUUAUUAUUGGCAUAUGUUCAUUUUAUUAUGAAUCAAGAAAUCUGCGAAGAACUGCUCUUCGCAAGAACUUUGAUAACCGACACUAAAGAAGUUGAUUUGCAAGAACUUCUACAGAAAACAGCUGAAAGUAUCCUUGAAAUAAUAAAUUUUGAAGAUAGAGAUUGCCGGAUUAAAGUGAUAUGCAAGUGGGGAUCUGAUGGCAGUACUGGGCAUAGCCAAUAUAAGCAGAAAUUUUCUGAUUUAGAAAACACCGACGAAUUUCUGUUUCUUGUAGCAAUGACGCCACUCAGAUUGAUUGAUAUGGAAACGAAUAUGGUAUUGUGGAAAAAUGAGAGCCCUUCAUAUACUUUAUAUUGUAGGCCGAUCAAGUUUUUAUUUAAAAAGGAAAAUGCUGAUUUAGUGCGGAAUACGGAAAAGGAAAUAAUAACAAAAAUUGAAAAUUUGAUUCCUAUUGAGAUUAAAACAAAAGAAGGGCACUCUUAUAUAAUUGAAGUUGAUAUGAUGUUAACAAUGUUGGACGGCAGUGUUGGAAACGUUCUAUCAGAGACAAAUUCAACUAUGAAGUGCAUCAUUUGCUGA
This is a messenger RNA of Acanthoscelides obtectus, 1557 nucleotides long. The record is from the annotation of a GenBank genome assembly. Lineage: Eukaryota; Metazoa; Arthropoda; Insecta; Coleoptera; Chrysomelidae.